This is a messenger RNA of Chionomys nivalis (European snow vole), 1410 nucleotides long. It is a transcript of the gene Lrrc74a, whose product is annotated as leucine rich repeat containing 74A. Gene Ontology annotation, molecular function: protein binding. The transcript has 14 exons. The record is from RefSeq and is a predicted model, not a curated record. NCBI's taxonomy places the organism in Eukaryota, Metazoa, Chordata, Mammalia, Rodentia, Cricetidae. The coding region runs from base 1 to 1410 and encodes 469 amino acids.
AUGGACUAUUUUGAUGAUGAGCCUCUUGAGUCUGAGACCAAAGAUGAGACAGAAACCACACCAUCACUGCAGAACAGCGAUGACAUCCUCUACUGCGAAGCCGAAGCCCCUCCCAGUGUUGAGAAGGAGAAACCCACCAGGGAGGACUCAGAAACCGACUUGGAAAUUGAAGACACAGAGAAAUUCCUCACCAUCGGACAGAAGGAACUGUACCUGGAGGCCUGCAGACUGGUGGGCGUAGUGCCUGCCUCCUACUUCAUCCGGAACAUGGAGGAGUCCUGCAUGAACCUCAACCAUCAUGGGCUGGGCCCCAAGGGUACCAAGGCCAUUGCUAUAACUCUGGUGUCCAAUACAACGAUCCUCAAACUGGAACUGGAAGACAACGCCAUCAUGGAGGAGGGCGUCUUGAGUCUGAUGGAGAUGCUUCAUGAGAAUUACUACCUCCAGGAGCUGAACAUGUCUGACAAUGACCUUGGUUUGGAGGGAGCAAGGAUCAUCUCAGACUUCCUCCAGGAAAACAAUUCUUCACUCUGGAAACUGAAACUUUCAGGAAACAACUUCAAGGAGGAAUCUGCAGCACUUUUAUGCCAAGCCCUGUCGUCCAACUACCGAAUUAGGUCACUGAACCUCAGCCACAACCAAUUCUCUGACAUAGGAGGGGAGCAUCUGGGACAGAUGCUAGCCCUCAAUGUAGGGCUCCAGUCGCUGAACCUAAGCUGGAAUCACUUCCACAUUCGGGCAGCUGUGGCCCUGUGUAACGGUCUCCGGUCUAACGUGACCCUGAAGAAACUGGACGUGUCCAUGAAUGGCUUUGGGAAUGAAGGCGCUCUGGCUCUGGGGGAUGUCCUCAGACUCAACAGCUGUCUGGUCUACAUCGACAUCAGCAGAAAUGGCAUCACCAAUGAGGGAGCCUCCAGAAUCAGCAAGGGACUAGAAGUCAACGAGAGCCUCCAAGUGCUGAAGCUUUUCCUGAACCCUAUGAGUAUGGAGGGGGCAGUUUAUCUCAUCAUGUCCAUCAAGAGGAACCCCAAAUCCAGGAUGGAAGAGCUUGACAUUUCCAACAUUCUGGUAACAGAGCAAUUUGUGAAAGCCCUGGAUGGGGUCUGUGCCAUUCACCCCCAGCUGGAUGUGAUAUACAAGGGAUUGCAGGGUCUCUCCAGCAAGAAAACCGCCUCUCUGUGGACCAACCCCAUGAAACUGAUCCAGAACUACGCAGAACAACAGAAGAUCUCAACUGUGGAGUUCUUCAAGAGCUUGAAUCCAGCGGGAUCAAUGAUAAUGCCUGUGGGGGACUUUCGGAAAGCCAUGAUACAGCAAAACAAGGUCCCCAUCAACCGGUACCAGGUCAGGGAGCUCCUAAAGAAACUGGAUGAGAAGAACGGUAUGGUGGACUUCAGCUGCCUUAUGUAG